This is a messenger RNA of Labeo rohita (rohu), 2146 nucleotides long. RefSeq names its product cleavage and polyadenylation specific factor 6 (gene cpsf6). Gene Ontology annotation, cellular component: mRNA cleavage and polyadenylation specificity factor complex. Gene Ontology annotation, molecular function: mRNA binding. The record is from RefSeq and is a predicted model, not a curated record. Gene Ontology annotation, biological process: mRNA alternative polyadenylation. NCBI's taxonomy places the organism in Eukaryota, Metazoa, Chordata, Actinopteri, Cypriniformes, Cyprinidae.
AGCACGUCCAGUGUUUUGGGCGGGUGUUUCUGACGUAGCUGCGUCUCUUCUUUACGCGCAGCGCGAGCACCGAGGAGGAGGAGGGAAGCAGAAAAUGGCGGACGGUGUUGACCACAUCGAUAUUUACGCCGACGUAGAAGAGGAAUUUAACCAGGAAUCCGAUUAUCCUGUUCAUGAACAGAUUGACCUGUAUGAUGAUGUCAUUUCACCAUCUGCCAACAACGGCGACGCACCUGAGGACCGGGAUUACCUGGAUACCCUGCCUGCACCGGGAGGAUCCGAGGGGAACAAAGGAGCUCCACCGAAUGUCGUCUACACCUACACUGGCAAAAGAAUAGCUCUGUACAUUGGCAACCUCACAUGGUGGACCACUGAUGAAGAUUUGACCGAUGCUAUUCGCUCAAUCGGCAUCAAUGAUGUGCUGGAGAUCAAGUUUUUUGAGAAUCGAGCAAAUGGGCAGUCAAAAGGGUUUGCUCUGGUCUGCGUGGGUUCAGACUCCUCGUCCAGGAAGUUGAUGGAUCUGCUGUCUAAACGGGAGCUGCAUGGACAAAACCCCAUCGUCACCCCUUGCAACAAACAGUCGCUCAGCCAGUUUGAGAUGCAGUCGCGAAAAAGCACACAGUCCGGGCAGAUGUCUGGAGAGGGGAAGGCUGGGCCUCCAGGCUCAGGACCUCGCAGUGGAUUCCCACUCGGGAAGAAUCGAGGCCGGUUUCCCACCCCACCUGGCCCGGGAGGAGACCGCUUUCCUGGACCCGUUGGACCUGGUGGACCUCCACCACACUUCCCAGGCAUGCAAGGCCCACCGCCCCCUCGAUCAGGCCCACCUGGGCCUCCGGGCCCCCGGCCCCCUCCACCCGGACAAGGUCUGCCGCCACCACUCGGUGGUCCUCCUAACAGAGGAGAUCGUCCUCCUCCACCAGUCAUGUUUCCUGGUCAGUUUGGUCAGCCUCCUAUGGGUCCAAUGCCUCCUGGCCCGCCCCCACCUGGAUACGGGCCUCCCCCAGGCCCCCCUCCACCACAGCAGGGUCCACCCCCUCCGGGACCCUUUCCUCCCCGCCCACCUGGGCCCUUAGGACCCCCACUUGGCCUUGCACCUCCACCACACAUGCAGGGACCCCCGCCUGGAGGUCCACCACCAGCCCCUCACGUUAACCCAGCCUUCUUCCCACCGCCUGGGAACAACAACAUGCCAUCGUCCGACAGCAGGGGCCCACCGCCGGGUGACCCGUACGGCCGCCCGCCCCCAUACGACAGAGACUAUGGCCCUGGUGGCAGGGACAUGGAUUCGUCUCGUGCUCCUCUGAGCGAAGCAGAGUUUGAGGAGAUCAUGAAUCGUAACAGGGCGAUCUCCAGCAGUGCUAUCUCGAGGGCAGUGUCAGAUGCAAGUGCAGCUGAUUACGGCAGUGCUAUAGAGACUCUGGUGACGGCCAUCUCUUUGAUCAAGCAGUCGAAGGUUUCUGCUGAUGACCGCUGUAAAGUUCUCAUUAGCUCAUUGCAGGACUGCUUGCAUGGAAUCGAGUCAAAAUCCUAUGGCUCUGCGUCAAGCAGGCGGGAACGAUCCAGGGAGAGGGACCACAGUCGCUCUCGUGACAAGCGUCACCGCAAGUCUCGCAGCCGAGACCGACACGAAGACUAUUACAGGGAGCGCAGCCGUGAGAGGGACCGUCACCGCGAGCGCGAGCGUGACCGUGACCGCGAAAGAGACAGAGAACGUGAGCGAGAGUACCGCCGUUAGUUGGAGAGGAAGGUGUGUAUCCUGUUUGUCUCUCUGUCUUUGUCUUUCUUAAUUCUUCCUUCAGGAUUUAGAUGUUCAUGCAUCUCAUCCGGCAGCGGUCGGGAUCACAGGUACGUGAUCGGAGAAGGUAAGUCCCUGAAUCUACAAUGUAAUAACAAGUACUGUCACUUUUCCCUACAGCUAAUCUAUUUUUUUUUUUUUUUUUCCUUUUUAUUUUACGAAUGUAGCGUGAUCUGAGUACGCUGAUCCUUAAAACUUGUGUACCUGGUCUUGAAGCCAUUUAAUGUGCAAUAUCCGCUCCAGCAACCAUAAACUGUCUCACAGUUGUGUCGAUGAUAUCCAAUUUGUCUUUAAAAAGUAUUUUAUAUGUAUUGCAACAUUUUAUUAAAAAAAAAAAAAAAAAAAAAAAAA